This is a messenger RNA of Clonostachys solani, 1853 nucleotides long. NCBI's taxonomy places the organism in Eukaryota, Fungi, Ascomycota, Sordariomycetes, Hypocreales, Bionectriaceae. The record is from the annotation of a GenBank genome assembly.
AAGCAAUUAUGCCACUACUGCGAAUGAUGAGUGAGAUGAGGGAGUAUCUCCGCAGCGUGGAUGCUGAUGGCAAUCGGAUUGCUUUGCUCGAAGUUGCACGACAAGGAUAUAACAUCCAGUCCAACAUAUUCCACAUUCCGGAUCAAUUAGGCCUCUUCUCACAAAGAUCGCCAGCUUUCUUAGUAGAAGAAGCGAAAUUCUUUUGUUUUCAUUUAUAUGUACACAUCGGGUGGUUUGUCACUGGUGAUCUCCCGCUAUAUUGUCUUAGCUAUAACACCACAUUCUUCACCGAAGCGGUGAUUCUUGCAUUAAUGCAUCUAUUUACCGCCGUGGUAUUUUGGUUUGCACUGGUUGUGCAUCGCCACCAGCAGGAGAAUAUGUUGAAAAAGACGGAUGACGUUAUUCGAGCUGCGGCCAAAACUACCGAGGGAGAUACGGCCGCUAAGACAGAACUCCCCGUUUAUGUCAGGAACACGCUGGGAACUUCCGGGGUAGGUAUUGUGAUUUUCGAUCCAGCAGGAAGUCUAGAUAUAAAGCCUAGAGCAAGCAAGCCAGGUCUCCUUAAGAAGCUUGCUCCCGUUCUCAAGAAGACAACAACUCCGCUGAAGAAGGCUUUCGCUGCUACCUCUAAGAAGGCCGUUGCUGCCACCAAGAAGACCCCAGCUAAGGCUGGUGCCAAGAAGAGUGCUUCUCCUAAGAAGAGUGUUUCUCCUAAGAAGAGCGCUGCCGGCAACAAGAAGUCUGUGGGCAAUAAGAAGACUGCCAGUGCCAAGAAGGCUGGCGCCAAAAAGAACCUUGCUAAGGCUGGUUCUAAGAACGCCGCCGGUAGCAAGAAGGCUAGCUACCAGAAAGCUGUUGGCAACAAGAAGUCCGUUGAUCAGACUGCGAAAAGUAAGGCACCAGCAAGCGCAAGCUGCUCUAUCGGAAGGCGCGACGGCGACGGCGACGGCGGAUCAUGCACUCUCGGACCACUCGAGAAGGACCAGAGUCUCGUGGAAGGGAAGAACGACGCAACGGUGAACAGCUCAGUCAUCCAGAAGCCGAAGAAAUCUGAACCUCUGGAUGAUGGCCAGCUUGCGAGCGUGGGCAAAGAUGCCUGGCUCGAGAUACAGGCGCAGCACAAGGCCGCCGGAGGAAAGGAGGAGGACAUGCCGGACACUAUGCACGUCUAUCAAAACCACCCCGAACUCAUCCUCUCGAACUCCCAAAAGAGCGGCCCUGAUCUGACGACAGAUAAGAAGAAUAAAUCAGGACGGGAAGUGCUCGGAACUUGCGAGAAGAAAUGGGCUGGCGAGGGGAGAAAACAUCCCGAACACAAACACGAGGCAGCCUGUGGCGAAUAUACGGGAAUACACAUCAUGAGCCAGAAGCACGACGGAAAGAAGCCGGACGGGGAAACACAGAUGGUUGCAGUUCACCGACCGAAUGCGCAGGGCGAGGACAAGGGCAAGGAAAGGCCUGACGCGAAGAAAGAGGACAUUGAAAUCCAGCCACCUUGUGACGGUGAACCGAGAGAUGGGAAGCCCGAUGGCCGUAGGAAUAUCGGCGGUUGCGCGACCAUGAAGCAGGUGACCGAGGCCCAUGUCGUGCCUCAUACCACAGAGGAUAAAACCUAUGACUUGAAGGACGCCAAAGUUGAAUCACACCCACUGGGUCCCUACGAGGAAGAUACCGAAUUUACCGCACAGAGGGCAGAGAAGAAAGCCAAUGAACAGGCUAAUCAGGAGAGAAAAGCCCAGGAAGAGAAGGAGAAAUUGGAGGCAGCAAAAUUGAGGAAAAAGGAGGCAAAUAAAGUAAAGAAAGCCCAAAAGAAGGCCGAUGAGGCUAAAAAGGCUGCAGAGGCUGCAGAGUCU